Molecule: messenger RNA, 1029 nt
Organism: Bombina bombina (fire-bellied toad)
Lineage: Eukaryota; Metazoa; Chordata; Amphibia; Anura; Bombinatoridae
Product: P2Y purinoceptor 8
Exons: 1
Coding region: 22-1020 (332 amino acids)
Biological process (GO): phospholipase C-activating G protein-coupled receptor signaling pathway; positive regulation of Rho protein signal transduction
Cellular component (GO): membrane
Molecular function (GO): G protein-coupled receptor activity
Source: RefSeq, a predicted model, not a curated record
UUGGAUUGGCCAAUCUAAGUGAUGAUGGAUGAAGAAUAUGGUCUUCAAUUCCUUGAAAAUUAUUCAAUCAGUGGUGCCACAAUGGUAAACCAGUCACUAACUAAUAACACACUGGAUAUGCUGCAAAACAAAGGGCUACAAACAGUCCUGCCAUUCCUUUACUUGUUUAUCUUCUUUGUCAGUGUACCUUUGAAUGUUUUAUCUUUGUGGAUUAUCAGCCAAUCACAUCCCUGGACGCCUACAAUUGUGUUUUUUAUCAACUUGGCAAUCACUGAUUUGCUGUAUGGAAUGACACUUCCUUUCCAAGUUACCUACCAUCUAAAUGGAAAUAACUGGCCCUUUGGUAGAACAUUUUGUUCUAUAACUACUUUUCUAUUCUAUGGAAAUAUGAACUGCUCCGUACUGAUUAUGGCUUGUAUUAGUAUGGAACGUUAUAUGGGAAUUGUCCAUCCAAUGCAUUCUCAUAGUCUCAUAAGUGUCAGGAAGGUUUUUUUGACAUGCUUUUUAAUUUGGUUGUUUGUUUUAAUUGUGGACUUACCAUUUUUGUAUACUAAUCUAACAUACAGGGUGCAUGAAUUACACAUUGUUACAUGCUUUGACAUUUUACCAAAGAAUAUGUUUCCAAACCAGCUUUUUUUAUGUGUUUACUUUGCUUGUCAUGUUUUGGUAUUUUUCUUUAUUCCCUUUUUAAUCAUGGCUGUGUGCUACCUUUCCAUAAUUGUAACACUUCUUCAGUCACAUAAUGUACAGACAAAAAUGGUUAAGAAACAGACUAUUCGAAUGGUAAUAGUAGUUCUUACAGUAUUUAUCGUGUGCUAUCUUCCAAAUAAUGUGCUUCAAAUUGUUCAUUUCAUUUACCGUUUUAAAAAUAAUGAUACAGUGUAUGUAGAAUAUAAACUUUCGUUGGCCUUAAACAGUCUAAAUUGUUGCUUGGACCCAGUUGUGUAUUAUUUUGGCUCUAAAGAGUUGCGGCAGAAGGUACAAAACAGGAUAAGAUAUUGCUUCUGUAGAAAAAAAUAAAAUAUAAAC